AUAUAAAGAAGGCUUUCCCGCCGCGGAGAUUUCUCACUUGCCCAUCCUUACGAAUCGGCGCCUUUCCUUUCCUUUCCGGUAUUCUCUGAAUCUCCGCAUCCUUUUCUGUGCACCCAUUUGCUCACAGUCAUCAUCAAUCGCGAAUGCCAACACUCUCCAUAAUUAGGGGUGAACUGGUGUGGUGCUUGCAGCCCUAGUUUUUGUUUUUCUCUACUUCUUCGCUUCGUCAUCGCUGCUUUAUUCGAUGGAACUCCGUUCUCGUACCCUAGGCGCUGCCUCUUCUUCCAAAGGCAAAGAGAAGGUUAAGUACGAUGACAGUUCUGACGGUGAUAGUCCGGUGCCAACCUCUUCUGAUCCUGAUUAUGAUUCUGAUGGGCUGGAUGAUACAGCAGUAGAGGAGUUCCUAAAUUCUUCUUUAGAGAACUCAUUUAGAAUCAGCGAUGAUGAUCUUCUGGAUAAUGUGCCAAAGAGAAGAAAAGGUAAUUCCCAGUCAAGGAGCAAACAGGGUCGCAAGUCGCAGGAUGACCAAGAAGAGGGAGAUCACGAAAAAGAUGUAGAUAUGGAUGCUGAAAUAGCUGCUGGACUAGCAGGAUUGGUUGAACCUGCAGUCCCAGCAGAGAAACCUGUGAGAAAAAAGAGGGGUAAGAAAAAGAAAAUAAAACCUGUGUUACAAUGGGAAAUAAUGGAACAGGAAGAUGAUAAAUGGAUUGCCGAGAACCUAAACUUGGAUACAGACUUAACAAAACAGGACGAAAUGUCUUCAGAAACUGUUGAUCCUUCAGAUGAUUUGAUCAUACCAUUGCUGAGAUACCAGAAAGAAUGGCUAGCUUGGGCGCUGAAACAAGAGGCGUCUACUGUUAGGGGCGGCAUACUUGCAGAUGAGAUGGGGAUGGGCAAGACCCUCCAGGCAAUAUCGCUUGUUCUUCUCAAAAGAAGUAUGAGUAUAGGAAAUCAUUGGCAUGGAUCAUCUUCUUCCAGUGUUGUCAAAGGGCACGGACCUGGAUCUUCUGCCAGUGUCGUUGAAGGUUUACCACCAAUAAAAGGCACACUUGUUAUCUGUCCCUUGGUGGCUGUGAUGCAGUGGGUAAGUGAGAUUGAAAAGUUCACAUCAGAAGGAAGCACCAAGGUGCUUGUUUAUCAUGGGGCCAACCGUUCUAAAAAUCAUUAUCAAUUUUCUGAGUAUGACUUUGUGAUAACAACUUAUUCCAUUGUCGAGGCUGAAUAUCGAAAAUAUGUAAUGCCCCCUAAAGCAAAAUGCCAGUACUGUGGAAAAUUAUUCUAUGAUAAAAAGUUAAAAAUCCAUUUGAGGUAUCACUGUGGGCCUGGUGCGGUUAAGACUUCUAAACAAUCAAAGCAGCAAAGGAAAGAACCUAUGCCAAAGAAAGUGCCUGCCAUUAAGAUUAGUACAAGUAAAACAGAGUCUGGCAAACGAAAGAAACCUGAUAGUGGUGACAAGGAAAUAGAAAUUGACCGUUCUGGUGAAGAUUCAGCUAUGGCUGGGCAACAAUUAUUUGAAGGAAAGUCCAUUUUGCAUUCAGUUACUUGGGAGCGCAUCAUAUUGGAUGAGGCUCAUUAUAUAAAGGAAAGGCGUAGCAACACUGCUAAAGCUGUUCUUGCUUUACAAUCUUCAUAUAAAUGGGCUUUAAGCGGCACUCCCAUUCAGAAUCGUGUUGGAGAGCUCUAUUCACUCAUCCGCUUUCUGCAGAUGGUUCCAUACUCGUAUUAUUUUUGCAAGGAUUGUGAUUGCCGCCAACUUGAUUAUAGUCCCUCAGGAGACUGUCCAGGUUGUGUCCAUAAAAGUGUUCGACACUUUUGUUGGUGGAAUAAAUACAUUGCCUCGCCAAUACAAGAUCACGGGGCAUAUGGGUUUGGUAAAGGAGCUAUGCUUUUAUUAAAGCACAAGCUUUUGAAAAGUGUUGUGCUGAGACGUACCAAAAGGGGAAGGGCUGCUGAUCUUGCAUUACCACCGAGAAUUGUGACUUUGAGACGGGAUACUCUGGAUGUUGUUGAAGAAGACUAUUAUACAGCACUCUACAACGAAAGUCAGACACAGUUUAAUACAUAUGUUGAAGCUGGAACAGUGUCAAAUAACUAUGCUCACAUAUUUGACCUUUUGACACGCCUUCGUCAGGCAGUUGAUCAUCCUUACCUGGUGGAAUAUUCGGUUUCAGCAAUGGAAAGAAAGGGCAAAACAGUUGAGACCGACAACGAUCAAAUAUGUAGUUUAUGCCAGGACCCUGGGGAGGAUACUGUGGUGACUGCAUGUGGGCAUGUCUUCUGCAAAAGUUGUUUGAUUGAUAUUACUACCGCCAUGGGACAAAAUUCCUGCCCGUCGUGUUCAAAGCCGCUUACUGUUGAUUUCACCUCCAAAGAUGGGAAAGAGCCAAGCUCAAAAUCUGCUAUUAAAGGAUUCAGACCUUCAAGCAUUUUGAACAGGAUUCAUCUGGAUAACUUUCAGACAAGUACAAAAAUUGAUGCUUUGAGGGAGGAAAUUAGGUUUAUGGUCGAAAGGGAUGGUUCUGCAAAGGGGAUUGUCUUCAGCCAAUUCUCAUCUUUUCUGGAUCUCAUACAUUUUUCCCUUAUCAAGUCUGAAGUGAACUGCGUGCAAUUGGAUGGAUCCAUGACAAUGGCUGCAAGAGAUGCUGCUAUUAAAAAAUUUACUGAGGAUCCUAAUUGCAGAAUCUUCCUUAUGAGCUUGAAAGCCGGUGGCGUUGCCCUGAAUCUCACUGUUGCCUCCAAUGUUUUCUUAAUGGAUCCAUGGUGGAACCCUGCUGUGGAGCGACAGGCUCAGGAUCGAAUUCAUCGAAUAGGGCAAUAUAAGCCGAUCAGGGUUGUUCGAUUCAUCAUUGAAGACACGAUUGAGGAGAGGAUACUGAAGCUGCAGGAAAAGAAAGAACUGGUGUUUGAAGGGACUGUUGGGGGAUCUUCUGAGGCAAUCUCGAAGCUUACAGAAGCUGAUAUGAGAUUCCUCUUCGUCACCUAAACUAAACUAAACUUUUAGGUGACUAAUAAUCACUCUCUGUCUCGUAUGCUUAAACUGUCGUCUGUCCCUAAUUGGUAUUUUGUGAUAUCCAAAACUAUUAUUGCUUCGCCAAUUAGGCUAAUUGAAACCGCUCUACUGCUCAACCAAAAUUCUAGAUGUUAGAAUAUGGGCAAGAUU
Messenger RNA from Andrographis paniculata, 3160 nucleotides. RefSeq names its product DNA repair protein RAD16. The transcript has 16 exons. Bases 245 to 2983 code for a protein of 912 amino acids. Lineage: Eukaryota; Viridiplantae; Streptophyta; Magnoliopsida; Lamiales; Acanthaceae. Gene Ontology annotation, molecular function: ATP-dependent chromatin remodeler activity; ATP binding. The record is from RefSeq and is a predicted model, not a curated record.